Molecule: messenger RNA, 916 nt
Organism: Cyprinodon variegatus (sheepshead minnow)
Lineage: Eukaryota; Metazoa; Chordata; Actinopteri; Cyprinodontiformes; Cyprinodontidae
Product: probable G-protein coupled receptor 83
Exons: 2
Coding region: 1-873 (290 amino acids)
Biological process (GO): neuropeptide signaling pathway
Cellular component (GO): membrane
Molecular function (GO): neuropeptide receptor activity
Source: RefSeq, a predicted model, not a curated record
AUGUUUGCUCUGUUUCCUCAGGUGAUAUUGCAUCCACUCAGACCACGGAUGACUGCAGCGCAGGGUGGUGUAUGGGUGGCUGUUAUCUGGAUAAUGGCCAGCUGCUUUUCCCUUCCACAUGCAAUCUACCAAAAACUUCUGACUUUCACCUACAGCCAGGAAAUGGAGCGCAGCCUGUGUGUCCCAGAUUUCCCUGAGCCAUCAGAUGUCUACUGGCAGUACAUUGAUCUACUGACCUUCAUCCUGCUUUACAUGCUGCCACUCCUUAUCAUCACAGCCUCCUACACCACAGUAGCUCGCCGGCUGUGGCGCCACAACGCCAUCGGCGACACAACAACAGCUCAGCACGCCACCCAGAGAAGGAAGCGCCGGAGAACAUUAGCCAUGCUGCUUUUGGUGGUUGGUGUAUUUGCUAUAUGCUGGUUUCCACUCAACUGCUAUGUGGUGCUGCUAUCCAGCCAAGCCAUCCACUCCUCCAACGCUCUCUACUUCUGCUUUCACUGGCUUGCAAUGAGCUCCACCUGCUAUAACCCCUUCAUCUACUGCUGCCUGAACCCCACCUUCCGUCAGGAGCUGCGGCUGCUCCUUGACAGGUGCCGACUCAAACGGAGAGCCGCAGUUGGGUUAGAGCCAGAGCGAGGCCCUGUGAUCGCCUGUGCUCCAUGUCACAGAGCUGCGUGGCCCGACAACCAUGAGUCCUCAAGGCCGAGCAAUGCUUUGUCCCACCCAGGCCAGGGGUCAUUGCAGCAGAGUCAGGCUUCCUCUAGUCAGAGUCACAACCUGAAAGAUGCACAUGUGCUAUUCACAGCCAGGCAACCCCUCACUGGGAGGACGGACAUCCUCUCAGUGGAACCUAUUGUUGCCGUGAGAUAACUAGACACAGCUGCCACUGUGCUGAGGAGUAUUUAAGAUUGUA